Xenopus laevis (African clawed frog) is the source of this 1411-nucleotide messenger RNA. RefSeq names its product CD79a molecule S homeolog (gene cd79a.S). Gene Ontology annotation, biological process: B cell differentiation; B cell receptor signaling pathway. The transcript is spliced from 5 exons. Lineage: Eukaryota; Metazoa; Chordata; Amphibia; Anura; Pipidae. The record is from RefSeq and is a predicted model, not a curated record. The coding region runs from base 143 to 829 and encodes 228 amino acids. Gene Ontology annotation, cellular component: B cell receptor complex; external side of plasma membrane.
UGUUUCCGGAGAGGAUCAGAUGCUUUGCAAAGCAGUGAAGUGAAUCUCCCACUAAAACCCUUUACUUGUUACAAUAAUACGACACAAAGGCAGUUGCUUUCUAAAGAACAUCUUCUCCCAAAUUCCACCGGCCAAAGAGGAAAUGGUUUGUAGCACAGUCCUCUCAGGGCAGAGAUUUUCCCUUCACUUUUUGCUGCUUCUUCUCUCAGGAAAGUCAUGUUGGACACUGAAGAUGCAGUGGGUGCGUACUUCUGUGCUGGUGUCACCGGGGGACAAUGCAAAGCUGCUGUGUAACUAUGAUAAAGAGACAUUUGAGGCUAUAGAUGUCACCUGGAUUCAGAUCAAGUGGUGUCAGAACAUAUCAGGCACAGUCAAUAUAACAGAGAGUGAGGCAAGCAUGGAGGGGAGGAUUCGAUUCAGCCAGAAGGACUUAGAAAUCAAAAAUACGCAGAGGAACGACAGUGCACUAUAUCAAUGCAGAGUAACAUUGGGGGAUAAGACCUACAAGUCUUGUGGGACAUAUCUGAGGGUACAAGAGGCAGAGACCUACACUUUCUUUAACAUUGGGGAAAUCGCUAAGAACAGAGUCAUUACAGUGGAAGGAGUCCUGCUUCUCUUGUGUACAAUCUUUCCAGGGAUGUUGCUUCUGUAUAAGAAGCGCUGGGAAAACCUAAGGUUAUUAACGUUGUCACAGACUGGAGAUGACCUUUAUGAGGAUCUGAAUCUUGACGAGUGCUCCACAUAUGAGGACAUCACUCGUGGUCUGCAGGCCACAUAUGAAGAUGUUGGCUCCUUCAGAGGCAUGGAUAUUCAACUGGAGAAGCCUUAACUGGGCUCCAAUUUCAGGCCAGCUUUAGAAGUUUGAGCCCCUCUCACCACUGCCCUUAGUAAUUAGUCGGUGAUUCUUAGUGGUGCAACUCUUUGUUCUGCAAAAAAAAAAUUCUUACAUUGUAAAAGAGAUGUAAAGGUACCUUCACUCAUAUGCCCAGAAUGUAGAGUUAACAGGCCUCUCACUCUUGGUUAGCGUGGGUAUGUUUACACUGUUGCUGAGUGCUUUUGCAGGGGCAUAAUUAUGCUGUUAAGUCACAUGCAAAUUGGUAGAAGUCAAAGGAAAAUUUGAUUAGGCUCCAGUUCUUCUCUUCAAGAGGGUCCCAUGUGCAGCUUUUGCCCCCACGCUGUCAGCUUUUCCCUAUCAAAGGUGUUCUCUGGUUUUCCAUAUAGCACCCAGUCACGGCUGGAAGUUAGACAGACUAAGAAAUUCUAAAUUCUAUCAGCUUGGCGGAUAUGCCUAUUUCUAAUGUUCCUUCCUGAAUCUUGAUUUUUAAAGGAAGUUAUUUUUUAAUGAAAAAAAAAAAAUUAUAUAUUUUUUCCUAUUAAUAUUUCUGGCUUAAUAAAUGCUUUUGAUAACUGA